GGCUGCUCACUGACACCACAGUAGAAGUAACAAGCACCGAGCUAGCAAAGAUCAGUGGCGCUCACUGCAACACCAGCUCGGAGAAGAAAGAUUAGCAGAGAGAGCGAGCUAGCCAGCCAUGGGCGAGGGGGCCGCGGCGGCGGUGAUGGCGGCGACGGCGAGCGGCGGCGCGCCACACCUGCUCGUCAUCUGCUUCCCCGGACAGGGCCACAUCAACCCGAUGCUCCGCCUGGCGAAGCGAAUCGCGGCCAAGGGCCUGCUGGUCACGUUCUCGUCGACGUCCUCCGUUGGCGCCAAGCUGGUGGAGUCGUCCGGCGUGUCGGUCGGCGGCGACGGCGUGCCGCUCGGCCGCGGCCGGAUCAGGUUCGAGUUCUUGGAGGAUGGGUUCGAUGGGGGGGAGCUUGAUGCGCUCAUGCGGCACCUCGAGACGGCCGGCCCGCCGGCGUUCGCGGAGUUGCUCGGGCGGCAGGCGGCGGAGGGGCGGCCCGUGGCGUGCGUCCUCGGGAACCCGUUCAUCCCGUGGGCGGUGGAUGUCGCCGCCGACGCCGGGAUCCCGUCGGCGGUGCUGUGGGUGCAGUCGUGCGCGGUGUUCUCGCUGUACUACCACCAUGUCCAUGGCCUCGUGGAGUUCCCGCCGGAGGAUGACCUCGACGCGCGGUUCACGCUGCCGGGGCUCCCGGCGAUGUCCGCCGCCGACGUGCCGUCGUUCCUGCUGCCGUCGAACCCGUUCAAGAGCCUCACCGAGGCGAUAGUGCAGCAGAUCCGCACCAUCGACAAGGUGAAGUGGGUGUUCGUCAACUCCUUCACGGAGCUCGAGCGCGACGCGGUGGACGCGCUCCCGGGCGUCAAUCCGCCGCCGCCGCCGCUCAUCCCCGUCGGCCCGCUCAUCGAGCUGGAGGGGGGCGAGGACGUGGCGGUGCGCGGCGACAUGAUCAAGGCGGCGGACGACUGCGUCGGGUGGCUGGACGAGCAGCCGCCGCGCUCCGUCGUGUACGCGUCGCUCGGGAGCGUCGUCGUCCUGUCCGGCGACGAGGUGGCCGAGAUGGCGCACGGGCUCGCCUCCACCGGCCGGCCGUUCCUCUGGGUGGUGCGGCCAGACAGCCGCGAGCUGCUCCCGGAGGGGUUCCUCGACGCCGUCGCCGGCCGCGGCAUGGUGGUUCCGUGGAGCCCUCAGGACCAGGUGCUCGCCCACCCGUCCGUCGCCUGCUUCCUCACGCACUGCGGCUGGAACUCCACGCUGGAGACGGUCGCCGCCGGCAUGCCGGUGGUCGCGUUCCCGCAGUGGGGGGACCAGUGCACCGACGCCAAGUUCCUCGUCGACGAGCUCAGGAUGGGCGUCCGCCUCCGCGCGCCGCUGCGCAGGGGCGCCGUGCGGGGAGCCGUCGACGCCGCCGUCGCAGGGCCCGACGCCGACGCCAUGCUCUCCCGCGCCAAGGCGUGGAGCGCCGCCUCGCGGGCGGCCGUGGCAGCCGGCGGCUCGUCGGACCGCCACGUGGAGGCGUUCGUGGAGGAGGUGAUGGCGCGAGCGUGCGGCGGGGAAGUGGCUAAGGAGUGACGUCACGCGUGGACAAAUUCAUUAAUUACUCCACUAUUUUACCACCGGUCAAAAUCAAAUUAAAUUACAUAAAGCAUCGUGGUAGGUAA
Messenger RNA from Oryza brachyantha (malo sina), 1644 nucleotides. RefSeq names its product gallate 1-beta-glucosyltransferase-like. The transcript has a single exon. Gene Ontology annotation, molecular function: UDP-glycosyltransferase activity. The coding region runs from base 119 to 1555 and encodes 478 amino acids. Lineage: Eukaryota; Viridiplantae; Streptophyta; Magnoliopsida; Poales; Poaceae. The record is from RefSeq and is a predicted model, not a curated record.